Messenger RNA from Ustilago hordei, 597 nucleotides. RefSeq lists its product as uncharacterized. NCBI's taxonomy places the organism in Eukaryota, Fungi, Basidiomycota, Ustilaginomycetes, Ustilaginales, Ustilaginaceae. The record is from RefSeq and is a predicted model, not a curated record. Gene Ontology annotation, molecular function: protein-N-terminal-alanine acetyltransferase activity; protein N-terminal-serine acetyltransferase activity. The transcript has a single exon. The coding region runs from base 1 to 597 and encodes 198 amino acids.
AUGUCGCAUCCAACAUUCGACCCGGAAACAUUCACCAUAACUACCUCAGACGGGACCCUCCUCCUUCGACCAGUCCGUCUCUCCGAUGCACCGAAUUUACGAAACCGGGUCGCAAACCCACACAACGUGCGCUAUCUCCCCCAUUUGCAGGGUAAAGAAUCCCAAACGGUAGCCCAAGUCGAGGACUGGAUCCGAACCGUUCAAUCCGCCUUCAAUCGCGAUUCUCUCUUCCUAGUCAUAGUCGACACUAUCACUCAAAAAGUGAUCGGAGAAGGUCCAUUAGGAUUCAUCAACUGGACCGAGCGUUGGGCUGAGUCCGGAGUGAUGUUGGACUACGAAGAAUGCGGCAAGGGAGUUGCGAGCAAGGUGCUCAACACAACGAUGGACUUUGCGUUUAAAGAUUUAGAGUUGAGUGAAGCGAAGUACGGGACGCUACAAGAUAACGUGGCGAUGGUCAAGGUGUUGAGUGAAAAGUUAAGAGUGAAAGGGAAGGGGGAGGAGAAGGUUAGGAAAGAUGGCCUGGUUGAGUUGAAUUUCGUUUUUAAGAAAGACGACUGGCUUAAAGCGAUGGAACAGAAGUCUUGGGCAGAAAAAUAA